Messenger RNA from Stegostoma tigrinum, 1538 nucleotides. It is a transcript of the gene styxl1, whose product is annotated as serine/threonine/tyrosine interacting-like 1. The transcript is spliced from 8 exons. Bases 626 to 1411 code for a protein of 261 amino acids. Gene Ontology annotation, molecular function: pseudophosphatase activity; protein phosphatase binding; protein phosphatase inhibitor activity. Lineage: Eukaryota; Metazoa; Chordata; Chondrichthyes; Orectolobiformes; Stegostomatidae. The record is from RefSeq and is a predicted model, not a curated record. Gene Ontology annotation, biological process: protein dephosphorylation; negative regulation of cytoplasmic stress granule assembly; positive regulation of intrinsic apoptotic signaling pathway. Gene Ontology annotation, cellular component: mitochondrion.
CAGGGCAGCUAUUUGGAUAAUAUGAUGAUAAUAUUAUUUCCACCCUACUCAUACCUCUCCCACAACUUUCUGUUCAGAUGCCUUGAGUGUACUUCCACCCUACCAACAGAACUGAUUUCCCAAGUUAAGAUCACCAGUGCCAUCAAUUUUAAUUAUAACCACGGUUAUUAUCUUUCCUUGUCCAUUUGAUUCCUUGUUACAAAAGCAUAUAUCCUACUCACUGCCAACAUUACCCAUUUCAUCUCCCUUGCAUCAAUGAUUUUCACUCUUACCUCAUUGUCACCUGUACUCUGCUGCAACUUAAAUUCUUCUCCCUGCAUAUGGAACUACACAGUAGCACCAUACCAAGAAGGUCAGGUUGUUUUUAUGUCAGGAAUCUCAGCAGUUUGGGGGUAGGGUGUUGUUGGAGGUCCACGUUUAAGGAACAUCGUGGGGAGGCAUUAAGCAGUAAAUGACUUUAACAGUUGGGGAAGAAGGAUGAACCAAAAAGCCAGCAAAGCAGUUUUUUUGCUUUGCCUGACACCAGUGUGCACACCCAAAACUGCCAAGCCCUUAUGUAUGACAUAGGCCUUACCACGCUGUGACAGUGGUAGCUGGAUGAAUCUAUUAAGUAUUCACAGGACGAAUGGCAGAUGUACGAACCAAGUCUCAGUAUGAUGAAAGUCAUGUGAUAACAGCCAAGAGAGCAAAAAUGGAUGCAGAUGGAAAUUAUUUGCUACCACAAGAUGUAGAGCUUGAGUGUGUAAAGCAUUGUGUGGUAUAUGAUGGGCACACAAAAUCAUCUGAUGUGGAAGGUCCUGCUAUUCAAUAUGCAAAGCUACUGGAAGUUAUCAGUCGCCAGCCUAUCAUGGUCCUGAAUGGUGGGUAUGAAUUCUUCUCUGCCUGCUAUCCAUUCUUCAGGACACAGAAAAUAUUUUACAUGCCGCAGGAACUGGACGCCUUUGAACCCUAUCCUGUUGAGAUUUUACCAGCCAAACUUUACAUGGGUGAUUUUAAACAAGCCUCUGACAGGCAAGUUCAGAAAGAUCUAAAAAUCAAGGCUUACCUCAACCUCUGUCGUGAAAAAGAGAUAAUCAUCGCAGAAGAGAGUGUUAUUUCAAUUUUACACAUUCCUUCUUCAGAAGAAACCAGUCUUUUGGCCCAUUUCCCAAAGAUCUGUGAAUUUCUUGACGAACAGUCAGCUAAAGGUGCGGUGCUGGUAUUCUCCACUCUAGGUAUAAGUCGUUGCUGUACUGCAGUGAUAGCCUACCUCAUCUAUUCCCAAAAAAUUACACUAAAGGAUGCCUGGGCACUUGUUCAGAAGUGUAAAGCAACAAUUCGGCCACAUCGAGAUUUGGUACACUAUCUUUCUCAAUGGGAGGAAACUAUAUUGCAUCAAAAGAUUACAAAUAUCUCUGACCCUUAUUAUUGAAAUGGUAUUUUUUAGCUGUUAAAAUGAAGCUGCAUUCACCGUAAAUUUAGAGUUGAAUACAUUCAUGUUUUUUUAAGAGUUAGUAAUUUGAUACGUGGAAAAUGCCCAAGAUUUAAUUGAAACUAAC